Telopea speciosissima is the source of this 1964-nucleotide messenger RNA. RefSeq names its product sucrose nonfermenting 4-like protein. The record is from RefSeq and is a predicted model, not a curated record. The coding region runs from base 156 to 1595 and encodes 479 amino acids. Lineage: Eukaryota; Viridiplantae; Streptophyta; Magnoliopsida; Proteales; Proteaceae. The transcript is spliced from 13 exons.
GGCAUGGGAGGUGGUUUUGGUUUCUGCAGUUCAGUGAGGUGAAAAGUGGAAGGUUGCAUCAAUUCAGUUGUAGUCACGUUUUUCUACAUUGAAGGAACACACACAGUCUCUCUUCCUCUCUGUCUUUAUUGUUCUUCUUCGAAAGAUUGAAGCCAAUGUACGCUUCGGGUACAGAUUCCGUACCAGAAACUAGUGGAGUCGCAGGUACAGUGGCAAUUCCUACCCGUUUUGUGUGGCCUUAUGGGGGAAGAAGAGUCUUCCUUAGCGGCUCUUUCACAAGGUGGUCAGAACAUGUGCCAAUGUCUCCUAUGGAGGGUUGUCCCACCGUAUUUCAGGCUAUCUGCAGCUUAACACCAGGGUAUCACCAGUACAAAUUUUUUGUUGACGGUGAAUGGCGGUAUGAUGAGAACCAACCUUUUGUGAUUGGGAACUAUGGAACAGUUAACACUGUUCUGUUAACUAGUGAACCUGAACCAAAUCCGGCAAUAUUGUGUCUAGAGACACCUGGCUCCAGGUCCAACAUGGAUGUGGAUAAUGAAAACUUUUACCGUGUGGAGGCAGUGCCAAGGUUCUCAGAAACUGAUCUGGAGGUCUCUCGCCAUCGUAUUUCUGCAUUCUUGUCCACACAUGAAGCUUUUGGGUUACUUCCUGAGUCGGGCAAGAUCAUUACUUUGGAUGUCGAUGUACCUGUGAAGCAAGCAUUCCACAUUUUAUAUGAGCAGGGGAUUCCCAUGGCUCCUCUAUGGGAUUUCUGCAAGGGGCAAGUUGUCAGCGUCCUUACUCCAUUGGACUUCAUCUUAAUCUUGAGAGAGCUUGGGAAACAUGGUUCAAAUCUUACUGAGGAAGAGCUUGAAACACACACUAUCUCUGCUUGGAAGGAGGUAAAACUACUUCUUAACCAGCAUGUUGAUGGGCAUGGCCGAGGUCCAAGACGUCUAGCUCAUGCUGGGCCCUUUGAUUCUCUGAAAGAUGUUGCAUUAAAAAUUUUGCAAAUCAAGGUGUCCUCUAUUCCCAUAAUCCAACACGGUUCAUUUCCAGAGCUACUGCAUCUUGCUUCUCUGUCAGGAAUAUUAAAAUGCAUUUGCAGGCAUUUUAGACAUUCUUCUAGCUCCUUGCCUAUCCUGCAACAGCCAAUCUGUUCAAUUCCUUUGGGUACGUGGGUUCCAAGAAUUGGGGAAUCAAAUGGAAGACCAUUAGCAAUGCUGAGACCAAAUGCUUCUCUUAAUUCUGCCCUUUCACUAUUAGUUCAAGCUCAAGUUAGUUCAAUACCAAUAGUCGAUGAGAAUGACUCAUUACUGGAUAUAUACUCGCGAAGUGACAUCACUGCUUUGGCAAAAGAUAGAGCUUAUGCACAGAUUCAUCUCGAUGAAAUGAGUAUACAUCAGGCAUUGCAACUGGGACAAGAUGCUAGCUCGCCUUACAGCUUCUUCAAUGGACAGAGAUGCCAGAUGUGCCUGCGAUCUGACCCUCUACAUAAAGUGAUGGAGCGGUUAGCAAAUCCAGGGGUGAGGCGACUUGUCAUUGUGGAGGCUGGCAGCAAACGCGUGGAAGGUAUUAUUUCGUUAAGCGACGUGUUCAGGUUUUUGCUUGGUUAGGUGGAAGCCAAUCCCAAAUUUCUUAUGAAAGGAUUUGCGUGGUCGCUUUGGAGAACCCAUACUAAUUCUGAUGAAGCUUUCCACCUGCUUUAGUCCCCUAUGGCCCUUGCCUCCCUGUUGUUCGUUUAGGUGAAUGACCUCAUUUAUUCUAUGGGUCUUUGAUUGGAUGGGCCUCAUGUUUCUGAGCUUGGUCUGCUUAGGCUACAAAGCUAAAAGGUCUGUAAAGUGAGGAUUUGAAAAUUUUUAGCCCCUUAUUCGUCGUUAUCCAUUGCCCUACUCUAAUUAUUAUCUACUAAACUGUGCUGCUGAUAUAAGCUCCCAUAUUUGUCAAGAGCUAGAAAUUAUCACCACCACCACCCUCCCCACCCC